UGUUAAAACUGCGAUGGAAUUGUUCCAAAUAAUUUAAGUGAGUUCAAAAUUCCCAAUUCCCCAAAUGUCGAAGAAUUAGGGAUUGCGAUUGCGAGCAUGAAGAAAAGCAGACCCUCCUCGCCUUCGGCAGAAACCAUAGCCUACAAUCACGACCUUCUCACCCAAAUCCUCAUAAGAAUCCCUCCAAAACAUCUCCUCAAACUCAAAUUAAUCUCUAAACAAUGGCGUUCCCUUAUUUCCAGCCUCCAAUUCUCUCAUUCCCACUCUCUUCACCACCAGAACCGAGGCUUUCUAACCCCAUCAGCCCUCUUUCUAGGCAUCGGCAACUACUACAGACCUCCCUUUGAAUUACCCGCUCUUCCCUUAACUCCUGAUACCAGACUUCCCGUCUUGGAUUUCAUUGUUGACCCACACUUCAAAAUCCUCCAAUCUUGCAACGGCUUGCUUUUGGGUCACUUUUAUUACAAUAUUAAUGAAAGGUUGAGGUACUUCAUCUGCAAUCCAACAACCCGUAAGUUCAAAAUGAUUUCUUUACCUGUUUCUCAAUUGGGUUCUUUGCGUGCUGUGAAUUUAGCCUUUGAUCCUAUGAAAUCACCUCAUUAUAACAUCAUUUGUGUAAGGAAAUUGCCUUCUCCAAAUAGAAGGUUCGGUCUGUAUAUCUAUUCAUCAAAGUCUGAUGAAUGGGAUUCUUCUUGGAUUAGUUUUCGGGCCAACGAGUAUAUAAGGUUUGACCAUGGUGUUUUCUGUAAUGGGGUCUUUCAUUGGAACAGUAACGGUAGGAAAUCUUUGCGGUUUGAUUUGGAGAAUAAAGUGUUAAAGAAAAUGCCAAUGUUGGCUCCUAUGUUUCAAGCUCCGCAAGGCUCGGAGGAUGAGGAUAGUCGAUAUUUUGGGGAGUCUAGGGGCCAUUUGCAUCUUGGAGUUACAUACAUGCCACUUUGUUUUAAAUUUAAUAUUUUCGAGAUGGCGGCUGAUUAUUCUCAUUGGUUUCUUAAAUACUGUCUGAACCUGGAUGAUACUAUGAAAGCUUUCCCUGACUUGAGGUUACCUGUUGUUGAUAUCUAUUAUGGAUUCCAUGUUUUAUCUGUUAUCCGAUCUGAAGGUGAGGAGUCAAAAGUUGUGAUUCUCGUGGAUUAUAAAGCAAUUUGCUAUGAGCUUAAGAAUGGGGUUUUGCUAAAUGUUUACGAGCUAAAGCAGUGUCCGGAGACUCUCAAUCGGUGUCCAUUGAAUUAUAUUGGAAUUCAAGUCUAUCAAUAUUUUGAGACACUCUCGUGUGUUUGAGGGUCUAGCAAACUUAUACUAUGAUUGGAUGCGGAUCAAUCUUCUCAGGUCUUAUUUUAGUAAAUAAUCUAGUUUUUAUGUUGUAUGCUUAACAUUGUGGUUACAUAAAGUUGCAGUUAUAGGAGUUGGGGUGAUAGUGUUCUCAUCACUAAGGAAUUUUUACCUGUAUCAAGUGAAAUUAGCAAUCUAGUUUGCCUGUUCAUAUUUA
Gossypium raimondii (Peruvian cotton) is the source of this 1486-nucleotide messenger RNA. Its product is annotated as F-box protein At5g07610. The transcript has a single exon. The coding region runs from base 97 to 1278 and encodes 393 amino acids. Gene Ontology annotation, molecular function: protein binding. The record is from RefSeq and is a predicted model, not a curated record. Lineage: Eukaryota; Viridiplantae; Streptophyta; Magnoliopsida; Malvales; Malvaceae.